Anisakis simplex (herring worm) is the source of this 477-nucleotide messenger RNA. The record is from the annotation of a GenBank genome assembly. Lineage: Eukaryota; Metazoa; Nematoda; Chromadorea; Rhabditida; Anisakidae.
AUGUCUGAAAGUCGUAAAAAGUUGAAUUAUAGAGAAAAGUCGUCGAUACACUUCGUCAACAACGACGAUCCUCCAUUCAUAAAAAAUUUGAAGCAGAAAGUCGGUUAUAAAGCACCCGCGACCGUUGAAGAUAAGUUUGCUUCAACCACAACCUCUGGCUAUAUAGAGGAUGACAAGGAUGAAGAUGAUCUCUCGGUAUUGAAGGAAGAAGAUCGGCCGCAGAUUGUGGUACUGGAUACAGAAAGCGAUCUCGAUGAAAAGCAAGUUGCUGAUGAACUGAAGAAACAGGAGAAGGAGAAAGAUCAACAGCUGAUAUCCGAGGGGAAAAUUUUAUUCAGAAAGCCACAAAAACGGGGUGCUCCCACAAAAAAUGAUGAAAAAGCGGGAGGAAAUCAUGAGGUGGCUGUAAAAAAAUCUCUACAAGAUAGACGACUUCUUUCGUUUGGUGACGCUGAUGAGGAUGAAGAUGAUGGCUGA